Fomitopsis serialis is the source of this 780-nucleotide messenger RNA. RefSeq lists its product as uncharacterized. The transcript is spliced from 4 exons. Lineage: Eukaryota; Fungi; Basidiomycota; Agaricomycetes; Polyporales; Fomitopsidaceae. The coding region runs from base 1 to 780 and encodes 259 amino acids. The record is from RefSeq and is a predicted model, not a curated record.
AUGGAUCGCAACACCCGCGGAAUCGAUUCUUCUCGGGACCAGCAGCUCUUGAACGAGUUUCGUCUGCGGUAUCAUCAGUAUGUGCGGAAUGUUGAAGAUAUCACGGUGACUUCGUCCGACCCUACUGUCAUUGCUCGUCUUGGCGAUGACAUUAUGCAAUUCAGCCAGCUUGUUGAACAGAAUGCCAGUGUAUUCGAUGCUUCGGAGCUUACGAUCAUGCGGGAUAGUCUUGGACUCCUUCGUCAUGAUGUCCACCUCCUCCACAGUGACAGCCUCGAUCAAUCUCAUCAUGGCAGGCCUGUCAUCCUCACCCAGGUCCAUGGUGGUGGGCGUGGCCGACCAAGGCUUGUCAUCGACCCGACGUGGCUCCGCUGGGCAUAUGGCCACAAGUCUAUCGCGGAUAUAGCGCGUUUUUUAAACAUACACCGAUCUACUGUACGAGCUGCUCUCAUUGAGUAUGGCAUCAGCGAGUGCCGGUCUGAUCCAUUCGCUGGACGCGAAGAUACUAGCUCCCGGGUCACCUCCUAUACCCGACCUCUCACCGACAUCAGUGACGACGACCUUGACACCGCUGUCCGGGAGCUCCGGCGAUUGCCUUCUGACGUACGCGGUGCAGGUCUUAUUCGCUGGCGCAUCGUCAUACAUGGAUUCAUUGAUGGCUACUCAAGGCUUAUUGUGGGUCUGCACGCGAGCAACAACAACCGAGGCUCAACUGUUCUUGAUGUCUUUCUCAACGCCUGCCGAGUUUUUGGCACCAGAUGCUGGCAUGCUCAUGUAUGA